Ruditapes philippinarum (Manila clam) is the source of this 2771-nucleotide messenger RNA. RefSeq names its product delta-like protein 1. The record is from RefSeq and is a predicted model, not a curated record. Lineage: Eukaryota; Metazoa; Mollusca; Bivalvia; Venerida; Veneridae. Gene Ontology annotation, molecular function: calcium ion binding. Bases 392 to 2095 code for a protein of 567 amino acids. Gene Ontology annotation, cellular component: membrane. The transcript is spliced from 11 exons. Gene Ontology annotation, biological process: cell communication; Notch signaling pathway; multicellular organism development.
GAAGCUACAGCUUAAAGUCUGAACAGACCGGUCACGGUAGAAUGCGCCGUUGUUCGUAUAUUUACCUUUGACAAUUAAUCACUUUCUUUACCUUAUUUCUAUGAAAACCGUGCAGUCAUUUAAUAAAGGCCUGCAUUAUUACACACGUUAGUUUGAUGGAUUAUGUUGAACAAUCCUCUUUGAUACAUGAAUUGCACGUUUAAUGUUCCAUUAAUUAGUUGGAAUACGUUAAAGAUUUGUUAAUUAUUAAGAAAGUGCGGACCUCAUUUUACAAAAUUAUUUCAUGCGGAUAUCAACAUAUCAAUGAAUGUUUGAAAACAAUUAUCUUGUAGUUGAUUAUUGCUAGUUAUUGUUGUGAAGGAGGUUAUUAAUUGGAAAUUUUGUAUUAAAAAUGGAUAUUAAAUUAUUCAGCAUAAUAUUGGCAACUUUAACAAAGGUUGUAUUAAGCGCCACCUACUUUGAAUUACGUCUGAUCAAGUUUGAAAAUCCGUCGGGAAGAGAAUCAGACGGCGAUUGCUGUGAUUUUCCGUGUUCAGACCCAUGUGACCCUGAUAUUGUUGUAUGCUUCGACAAACCGGGAGCAAAAGAAUGCAGUAAACAUAAGAGAUUCACUGGCCAUUAUCACGCAAAUUCUUUCCAUUUUGGUCCUAAUUUUGAGAAUGGUGAAAUGAAUCCUAUGACUGUACUUUUCGAAGACAAAUGGCAGAAUACUUUGUAUAUCACGGUUAAAGUUGAAGAUCGGGAUAGCAUCAAUGCCAAUGACCCCAUGGGUCGUGUAAGAUUAUUAUUUACAAGAGCACCAGCGCCCAGCAAGAAAGAAGCCCUGUGGAAUAAUCUAGAUUUUGUUUUUGACUAUCAAACAAUAACGGGUCAAGCACGUGUGUAUUGCGAGCAGAACUACUACGGUGAAGAUUGUAUGACACAUUGUGUUCCAAAAAAUGUCGUCGGUGAAGGUCAUUACACGUGCGCGAAGAAUGGUUCUAAGGUAUGCAUGGAGAAUUACCAUGGUCCGGACUGUAAAGUACACUGUAUUCCCGCCGACGACGACACCGGUCACUAUUACUGUGAUGAAAAUGGUGAAGCCGUCUGCUUGGAAGGUUGGAGAGGGGACAACUGUACUGAGGAUAUUGACGAAUGUAACAAUGGAACAAACAAUCCUUGUUGGCCAAACGGCGAGUGUGUGAAUACAGAUGGUUCUUAUACAUGUAACUGCUCAAAACCGUACACAGGACCCAACUGCCAGGAACAAAUCAUAUACUGUAAUGAUGCUUUAUGUAGCAACCACAGUGUAUGCAACAAUACAGCCGAGGGCUUCCAAUGUCUUUGCGACCCCGGGUGGACGGGGACAUUGUGUGAUCGACGCGUCACACCUUGUACCUCAGAUCCGUGUCAAAAUGGCGGGAAAUGUGUUCUUACCCUGAACAGGAGAAACUAUCUGUGUAGAUGUGAGGGGUUGUGGAUGGGGAGGAACUGUACAGAGCCCGUUGUUCAAAUGUUAAAUGAUACUAAAGUGAUUUUCCUGUCUGGGAACUUACCGGAAGAUCAAUGGGAUGACCUCACACUUGGUAUACGCCAUCUUCUGAAAGAUCUUCUACAAAUAUCAGAUGUCGCCAUAGAAACUACAAUAACAUAUCCAAACGAGAAGCAGACAAGAGUUGAGGUGUUCGUAGAAUCCCAGGAUCCACAAGUUCGGCACUCACUAGAUAAAAUAUUAGUACUUCCAGCGGAAGAAGUUAAAACCAGUUUCAUAUUGCCACUGUCAGAAAAACAAGAAUUAAUUCGAGAGCAUAAAUUAAAACCAGACCCCUGGGUAAAGAAGCACUGGUACGUUGUUUUGACAGUGGUGUUGUCUAUACUUAUCAUUCUCACAAUCGUUGUUGUCGUCAUGUAUUUUGCCAAGAAACGAAAAAGAUCUUCCAGUAGAAAGAUGGCGUCUCUAAAUGGACCUAGGUCAGCUUCCGGUCGAGAAUCUCUCCCCGAUGCUGCAAUUGGCUUCGAUAAUUCACUCUACUUUGAAUCUAACCAACCAGAAAAGGUUCGAGGUCUUCCAGAAAUACCAAAGCAAAUGCCGCAUGAAAAUGGGCGAAAAUUUUAGAUAGUCGAUUUUAGUUUUUGAUUUUUUGUUUAUAUAUCUUCGACAGAAUGUGUCUAUAAAGAAAUGUGAGUUCUCACAUCAUUCUAUAGAAGUCUUUUGGGUUUUAUUUGUUGUUUUUUAGUUUGUUUUUUUUUUUGCUGUACAAUUUCCCAAUUUUAACUUACAUCUUUAAAAAAAAUAUUUCAAAUUAUAACGAAAUAUUUUAAUUCUUAUUUAAAACCACGUUUUGGAGAAAUAAUUUUAAAGGAAGAAUGUCUUAAUUUCUCAAGUAAUUAUUGGGGUUAAAAAGUGGAGAUUUUAAAAUAAAAAUAAUCAUGAUGGUCCACCUGCCGAGUCUUAUCUCGUCUUAUCUCGUCACAAAUAUUGUGUGGUCGAGAUCAGAGAUUUUCUAAAAGUUAGCAAAAGCUGUGAUUGUAGCUAAUGUUAGGACAGACUAGAAGAUAUGGACUGGUGUGAUAUUUAUAGAGUACCACACAUGCAGAGUGUUGGAUAAAAUAGUCCUGGUAGAGGUGUGUUCAUUUAAUAUGAUGAAAAAAAUGUGCAGAAUGUGUUUAUACUUGAAUCGUUGAUAUUUUGUCCAUGGUUAUGAUAUUUGGAUCUUUAUAUAUUAUAUUCAAAUCUUUAAUGAUAUAUAAGUAAUUGUUAAAUACAAAUAAGCAAGACUUCAUUUUUUUAA